AUGGGUCGCCGUCCAGCUCGUUGCUAUCGAUACUGCAAGAACAAGCCCUACCCAAAGUCGCGCUACAAUCGUGGUGUUCCCGACCCGAAGAUUAAAAUCUUCGACUUGGGCCGUAAGCGUGCAUCUGUAGACGAUUUCCCAUUCUGCUGUCAUUUGGUCUCCGAUGAAUACGAGCAGCUAUCGUCGGAAGCUCUCGAAGCAGCCCGUAUCUGCGCGAACAAAUAUGUAACUAAGGUUGCAGGGAAGGAUUCUUUCCAUCUUCGCGUGCGGGUACACCCCUUCCACGUCAUCCGAAUCAACAAGAUGUUGUCUUGUGCUGGUGCAGAUAGGCUGCAGACGGGUAUGCGUGGUGCAUGGGGGAAGCCCUAUGGAACCGUUGCGCGUGUGAAUAUUGGGCAGAUCAUCCUUAGCAUCCGAUGCAAGGACUCCAACGCGCAUGUCAUCCAGGAGGCUCUUCGCCGUGCCCGUUACAAGUUUCCUGGUCGCCAGAAGAUCAUUGUUUCGAAGAAGUGGGGAUUCACGAAUGUUGAUCGUGAGAAUUAUCCGAAGUUGAAGGAGGAUAAACUUGUCGUUCAGGAUGGCGCCUAUGUCCAAUUCAUCCGCCCUAAGGGCCCGCUCGAGUCCAACCUCCGUGCACAGCUCAAGGCAUAA
Molecule: messenger RNA, 651 nt
Organism: Fomitiporia mediterranea MF3/22
Lineage: Eukaryota; Fungi; Basidiomycota; Agaricomycetes; Hymenochaetales; Hymenochaetaceae
Product: 60S ribosomal protein L10
Exons: 3
Coding region: 1-651 (216 amino acids)
Biological process (GO): translation; ribosomal large subunit assembly
Cellular component (GO): cytosolic large ribosomal subunit; ribosome
Molecular function (GO): structural constituent of ribosome
Source: RefSeq, a predicted model, not a curated record